GGGGGCGGGCGUUUCCGCUGUGGCCGGGCAGCUUGUUGGAUGCAUGAUGCCGUCAAUGGGGAGGUUGCCUUGCACUGUCGAAGAGGAAAAAAUAAUCCGUGUGGACUAAUCCAAGCUCUUUUCCUCCCUGCAUUGAUCGUUGGUCUAAUUUUUAACCGCCCCGACGAUCUGUGUAACCAGCAAGAUGAAGGACGUUGAGUUAAGAGGCAUGGUCUCCGCGCAUACAAUUCUUAUCCUCUCGGUCCUCUUUGCCACUUUUGCACCUUCCUUGUUUCUGGAUGACUUUUCUAUCAUUGGGACGCACCUGCUGUGGCUGUGCAUUUGCUCUGCUACCGUGGCGGCUGUUAGCAUCAUUGUGCAUUCACUGCUGGAAAUGAACGCUGUACCGAACAAAAAGAAUUCUUUCAGUCACAAGCUCUCAAAGACCAUGAAGUCCUGUUUGUUAUUCUUGACUUCCUGUUUAAUGUUUCACGGGAUUAUCGUACUAUAUGGAGCACCAUUACUAGUGUCCUUCAAGGAGACUUUUUUAUUUGCUGUUCUAUUAUCAACCUUCACAACAUUUCGAUGCCUAUGUGUACGGGGACCCAAUGUGCAGGCAUGGAUACGUGUCUUCAGUAAAAACGGGGCUUUGUCUAUUUGGGAUACCAGUCUUCAGAUCACCACAAUUUCCACUUUGUUUGGGGCUUGGCUUGGAGCGUUUCCUAUUCCACUGGACUGGGACAGGCCUUGGCAGGUGUGGCCAAUUUCCUGUACACUUGGAGCAACACUUGGAUUCACUGGCAGUCUUGUCGUCGCGCCUUUGUGGAUAUACUGGAACAGGAAGCACCUCACAUACAAAUGCAGAUGAUUUCAAGUUGCCGAAAAUGCUGUAAUAUUUGGUUAAACUAGCUCCAUUUUGUACUGCAUAUGUGGGCAUUUGUCAUCCUUCCAAGGUUAUGUUUGCAGAGUUAAACGUCUACUUGAACGCAUGUGUUCCAAGACAAUAGAUUUUUUGUGGAAAUCCUUGGAUGAUUCGCUUCCCGAUUUCAAGGGGAAAUAAAAAUUGUAACUUGCAAGUGAAAUGACCCCUGAGAAUCUUAACAUUGUACCUUCCAGGAAAAUAAAUUCCUCCAUAUGAUA
Molecule: messenger RNA, 1119 nt
Organism: Amblyraja radiata (thorny skate)
Lineage: Eukaryota; Metazoa; Chordata; Chondrichthyes; Rajiformes; Rajidae
Gene: pigf
Product: phosphatidylinositol glycan anchor biosynthesis, class F
Exons: 5
Coding region: 185-847 (220 amino acids)
Biological process (GO): GPI anchor biosynthetic process
Cellular component (GO): endoplasmic reticulum membrane
Source: RefSeq, a predicted model, not a curated record